AUGCAGAGAGCUUCACGGCUGAAGAGAGAGCUGCACAUGUUAGCCACAGAGCCACCCCCAGGCAUCACAUGCUGGCAGGAUAAAGACCAAAUGAAUGAACUGCGAGCUCAAAUAUUAGGUGGGGCCAACACACCUUAUGAAAAAGGUGUUUUCAAGCUGGAAGUUGCCAUUCCUGAGAGGUAUCCAUUUGAACCUCCUCAGAUCCGAUUUCUCACUCCAAUUUAUCAUCCAAACAUUGAUUCUGCUGGAAGGAUUUGUCUAGAUAUUCUCAAAUUGCCACCAAAAGGUGCCUGGAGACCAUCCCUCAACAUCGCAACCGUGUUGACCUCUAUUCAGCUGCUCAUGUCGGAACCCAACCCUGAUGACCCACUCAUGGCCGACAUAUCCUCAGAAUUUAAAUAUAACAAGCCAGUCUUCCUCAAGAAUGCCAGGGAGUGGACAGAGAAGCAUGCAAGACAGAAAUAGAGGGCUGAUGAGGAAGACAUGCUGGAUAAUCUGCCAGAGGCUGGUGACUCUGAAGUGCACAACUCAAAGCAAAAAAGAAAAGCCAGACAGCUAGGAGGCAUAGAAAAGAAAUUUCAUCCUGAUAUUUAG
Propithecus coquereli (Coquerel's sifaka) is the source of this 594-nucleotide messenger RNA. RefSeq names its product ubiquitin-conjugating enzyme E2T (gene UBE2T). The record is from RefSeq and is a predicted model, not a curated record. The transcript is spliced from 6 exons. NCBI's taxonomy places the organism in Eukaryota, Metazoa, Chordata, Mammalia, Primates, Indriidae.